This is a messenger RNA of Phalacrocorax carbo (great cormorant), 6668 nucleotides long. The record is from RefSeq and is a predicted model, not a curated record. NCBI's taxonomy places the organism in Eukaryota, Metazoa, Chordata, Aves, Suliformes, Phalacrocoracidae.
UGCCUUCGCAUGACUCAUCACAUCGGCGCGGCUGUCAGCGCGCCUGCCCCCCACCUGCCUCCCCCCGUCCCCUCUCCGCCCGCUCGGCCUCCUGUCCCUUCCCGCCGCGGGCCGAGCCUCCCCCUCAGCCCGGACCCCUCGGCCCCCGCAGCGCCGGCCGCGCUCCCGCCGCUGAGGCGCGCCCCCUCCCUCCUUCUCCCCCUUCCUCCUCCUCCUCCUCCUCCCCCUCCUCCCGCGGCGUGCGCGCCCCCGCGGGUCCGGCUCGGGAGCGCGCGCGCAGGCGGGCGGGCGGGAGGCGGCUGCCGGCGGUGGGCAGGGAGCUCUCUGCGGGCGCAGUGCUGAUCCGCCGGCGGGCGGCCGGGAAUGCGAAGCAAUGGCCGCGGGCGGCUCGGGCAGCGGCAGCGGCGGCGGCAGCGCGGAGGAGAAGAGCUACCGCCGCUUUCUCGAGCUGUUCUUGGGCGAGUUCCGCGGGCCCUUCGGGGCAGAGCCGGCGCCGGCUCCCCCCCCCGCUGCCGACGCCGCGGCCGCCGCUGACGAGGACCCCGGGGCAGAGGGAGAAGCGGGAACGGCCGCCGAGGCAGAGGAGGGCGAGGGCGGCGAGGGCGACGCCGGCGACCCUCAGCCGCCCGCCCCGCCGCCGCCUCCCCCGCCGCUGCCCCCGCUGCCCCGGCCGCUCUCGGAGUACAUCACGGAGGAGGAGGUGGAGGGCGAGUGCCUGGACCUCUGCCUGCAGCAGCUCUACAAGUAUAAUUGCCCUUCAUUUUUGGCUGCUGCUUUAGCUAGAGCAACUUCAGAUGAAGUCCUUCAGAGCGACCUUUCGGCACACUACUUACCAAAGCAUGUGGACAACGCGGAUGGGAUCAUACAGAUCGAGACAGUGAAGCUAGCCCGCUUAGUUUUUAGCAAACUGCAUGAGAUCUGCAGCAACUGGGUGAAAGACUUUCCACUCCAGCCGAAGCCCCACCGCUACUACGAGACAUCCAUCCAUGCCAUCAAGAACAUGCGCAGGAAGAUGGAAGACAAGCACGUCUGCAUCCCCGACUUCAACAUGCUCUUCAACCUUGAGGACCAGGAAGAGCAAGCGUAUUUUGCAGUGUUUGAUGGUCACGGGGGAGUGGAUGCUGCCAUCUAUGCCUCCAUCCACCUCCACGUGAACAUGGUCCAUCAGGAGAUGUUUCAGCAUGACCCAGCGGAGGCACUGUGCCGAGCUUUCCGGGUGACCGACGAGCGCUUUGUCCAGAAGGCCGCCAGAGAGAGUCUGCGUUGUGGAACCACCGGGGUGGUGACUUUCAUCCGAGGAAAUAUGCUGCAUGUGGCUUGGCUCGGGGACUCCCAGGUUAUGCUCGUGAGGAGAGGCCAAGCUGUGGAACUGAUGAAACCCCACAAACCAGAUCGAGAGGAUGAGAAGAAGCGCAUCGAGGCACUUGGUGGCUGCGUGGUCUGGUUUGGAGCCUGGAGGGUGAACGGGAGCCUGUCAGUCUCCAGAGCUAUUGGGGAUGCCGAGCACAAGCCAUAUAUCUGUGGGGAUGCAGACUCUGCCUCCACUGUACUAGAUGGCUCUGAAGACUACCUCAUUUUAGCCUGCGAUGGCUUCUAUGACACAGUCAACCCCGAUGAGGCAGUCAAAGUGGUGGCUGACCAUCUAAAGGAGAAUAACGGCGACAGCAGCAUGGUAGCACAUAAAUUAGUGGCAUCUGCUCGGGAUGCCGGUUCCAGCGACAACAUUACUGUCAUUGUGGUAUUUCUCAGGGACAUGAACGCAGCAGUCAAUGUUAGCGAGGAGUCGGACUGGACAGAGAACUCUUUUCAAGGUGGGCAAGAAGAUGGCGGGGAAGAUAAGGAGAACCACGGAGACUGCAAACGACCGUGGCCCCAGCACCAGUGCUCAGCACCUGCAGACCUAGGCUAUGACGGACGAGUGGAUUCCUUCACCGACAGAACUAGCUUAAGCAUAGGGUCCAGCAUUAACCUGUUUGACGAUCAAGGCUAUUUAGACCUGACAAAAACAGAAACCAGUACACCUCAGAGUGCCAAAUGUCUGCCACCAAUUCAAGCGUUUAGUCCUGGCAUACCAAAGAGCGCGAAUUCGAUCACCGGCUUAGCAGCGAAGGAGGAAUCACCAGAGCGCACCGCAGCGUCGAUCUGUGGACAGAGCGAUCCCAGGGAGCGUGAUGCUCCUCUUAGUUUGGGUGCUGCAGGGCAGAGCAUCUACAGGGUGACGGGUUUAUCCCCCGUCGUCUUUGGGCUGGAAGAUGAACUGUUCAAAUCCCUGGGGAAACGAGCUGCGAUCUUUCACUUCCGGCUCUGUAACGGGAAGCGGCGACGAGGAGCCAGGCUCAAACCAAAGUUUCACACGCCACUCUUGGCUCGUGAGCCUUCCCACACAGAAGGAUUGAGUCUGCCCUUACCGGUCCGGAGCCGUGGUAGCACGAGGUUGUCGGUAAGACACUCCCCGUGGCGGAGGCUGGCUAGUCAUAGCGCCUACAGCGAGAGCAUGUUUUUGAUGCGAAGACAAAGUAAUUGUAUACCAGAUUCAUCCCUUCAUCAAUGCUGUAAAAUGUAACCAUCUCCCUCGUGUUCCCCCGUCAGACUCCCAAAAUAGACAUUCCCAAAAUAAAACUGGCAUCAUCAGACAGCGAAAAAAGGUGGGCAUUUCAGAACCGUACUCCAGUCCCCCGCAGAGCUCAAACCAUGUGUAAAUAGUUCUAGGAAUUAACAAAUGUCGUUGUUUCAAUCUCAAUAAAGUUUGCUGGUGGUGCCACCCCGAGCAAUGCCGCAGCCACCCGCCCACCCGCACACACAAGUAUCCAGCCACACUCACCCGUGAAAGCCGAACAGCUGGUUCACGUGAACAGACACGGUUAGGGAACGGCCCGUAACAACACGGCGAGGUGAACCUGCCUGAGGGGCGUCUGCGGAGCAAUAUGUAAAGGAAGAUUCUGGUUUAGAACUGCCAAAUUUUUAUAGAGUGGGGGGGGAAGUUUCUGUAGAAGUCAAGGUGUGGGGGUUUUGUGUUCUGCUUUCUGUUUAGUUCAGGCGAGCAUUAAGAUGAAUUAGACAACGACAUCCGCUUUUGCAGGUAAAAGACUAAAAGCCAUACAGGGUUUUACCAGGUAACUUCGGAAUGGACAAACUAAGCUCCUGCUACUCUGUUCUCAGACUCCGAUUGAGGUACAGACUCAUCAUUUACCGAUUUUUUUUUCAUGUAACAUCAAACGUGGAAUAUGAAGAAAACUUUUUUGUAGUUUUUAAAAAAAAUUAUUUCCUAUGGCUAGAGGUGCAGUGUAGGGAAUUUAGUAUCUUUCUGGUGCUUUUAGUGGCAUUUCUCUUGUUUUGUCGGUUUAGGAAGCUGUUCUCAAUUAGUUUUAAUCAAACAUGAUUGCGCUUAAUGCUUUGAGCCAACCUCUUUCCACCGUAACUUCAUCUCAGGUCUUAAACCAGUCUGUGGAGAUGUUCCGUACAACACUACUGUCACUCGACCAGGCAACGCAGAGCACUGCUUGCGAGAGAUAACGAGCAAUGUGAUGAGCUGUUUGGUUUCGGUAAUGACUUCUAGGUGGCAAAGGCAUAAUUUAAUAGAAAGCUGCAGCACGGAGGACGGUAGGAUGCUGCGUCUGCGAGGCGCAGUACUGCUGCGCGUGUAGGAAGGGCUGCCGGCGCGGUCCAAAGCGAACGGAAAUGCCGUGGACGCGGAUGAGCUGGGGCCGUGCUCGGGGUCGAGCAGAGGGGGUAAAGCUCACUGCCGGGCCAGAGCUCUGCUUCGGUUAAACCUGGGUUCAGAAAGGAACGUGAGGAACGUUGGUUGCUUGAAACAAACAGCACCCACCAGCUCUUCCCUGCUCUCGAGGUGAUGUUAAACCCUCAGGGGAGCCGUUAAUUGGGACGUACAUAAGCGGACGAUUCCCAUCAGCUCCACUAAACACACGCCCUGUCACUAGUCUUUGUUACAGCAAGACAUUUGGCAGAGUAUGAAUAAAGAAAGCGUUCACAGGUGUUACUGUACGAUUCGUAUCAUUUUAGCAGUAACCGUUUAAUGACAGCAUUAGUAUUUAGCCAGAACUUGCAAAGUGUUUUAACGUGAAGUAGUCAGGAGAUGAUUCAACACGACGAGAUGGCAAGGGUUGAAUUCUGCCAAUUUCCGCUUCUUCUCUCUUUGAUGCACUAUUUUAAAAGCAAUCUGAUGAACGGCAAAAGCUUCGUGAGUAACCGGGAGCUGGAGUGUGGCUUUAGAUUCCUUCGAUCUUUUUCACACUUUUCUUUUUUUAACUCUUACGGGAUCAUUGGCUCUUAUCUGUCAUCUUAUUAAGCCUUAGCUGUUGUCAACGUUCUCUUUUGCUGCAGCAUAUGUUCCAGGUCAGAUUUACUAAGGAAAUUUGAGAGACCAUGAAACGGUAAAAUAUGCAACUCUGGGGCAUCUCUGCGGUGCCUUGGUUUUAAAUUAUUCACAGUAAUAACGACGCAUUGAAAGUCCGUCUCGGAGCCGACUGUCGUGCUUCGGAGAGAAAGGUGGUGUAAGUGCAAUUCUUUGUACGAGUAAAUUAGAACGAAAAACCGCUACGGACGAUAAAACUUCUUCCCAGUCUGCAGGAGCAGUUGAAGAGCGCCGGACUGCACGUGUGCUGUUGUGGGAAGGACCUAGGUUUUUAGGUGUGGAUUCACAAAUGAUAAUUCUGCGACUCAUCAUUUAUCUUGCUAGGAGAAAAAUCUACCAUCGUAGUUCCAGUGUGGUCAGAUAAAACCAUUGUAUAGGUAGCGAGUGUUCAUUUCUUCACUAAAUGCUUAUUUAUAGAGUAGGUAGGAACCAUUUGUAAGGUAAGUCCUUUAAAGUUCUAUAAUAUUAAAAGUAGUGGUUAUUGGUCUGAUAUAUGCUGCUCUUGAUUCUACACACUAGACAAAAAAAGCAGUGCUUUGUGAAAUGCAGUGUUUUCUCUUAAUGCCACUGGUGGUAGGAAGUAGUUCUCUUCAGUUCAGACUCCUGUGCCCUUACUUGCUGCUUGCUGACGUAAGCAAUAAUCCCUCUCUAACGGUAUCUAAGUGUUCUGUAUCUCGUACUUUGAUUGUCUAUCCAGUGACAAUGUAAAAAUAUUAGGCUAAUAUCAAAGUAUCUAAUUGUAUUUAUUAACUGUUGAUACUGAGAUUCAGUCUGUGACCUGUGUUUUGUAUUUUUAUCGUGUAUCUUAGUGGUGGUGAAAUUUGUGUAACGAAUCUUUCCAAUAAAGAGCUGAAGUAUCCCUUUUCCGCGUUAACACAGCCCGCAUCAGUUUCAGUUUACGUGUUAACCGUGUUUGCAGAACUAGGAGGUAGGUAGCGAAACCAUUUUUAGUUUGGGUUUUGUUUGGUUGUUUGGUUUUUUUUAAUUAGCAUUGGUUUUGAGAGCCGGGCUCCAGGUGGUUUGUCUGGCGCUGCUCAAAACUUGCCCGUCAGCUCUUCACUGUGAGUUCCCGCGGGAUUCGCUCAGUCCCCGCGCCGGUCGUUUCCUGUGUAGGCUUUUUAAAUGCGCAACUCUGAGGACCGUCUGCGGUGCAGAGAGCAGUAUAGCACCAGACCAGGGAGCUGUUAACCCAUUUCGAUUUGCACUAAAGGUGGGUGGAAACACAUGUAUAUAACUUUUCUUUACCUAGAAGUGCCAUCCAUUGUCCUCGCAAGUUAAAACCAUUCAGCAUUUGAUUUCGAUUGCAUCGUAACGCUGAAGGACAAUGUCAAAGCAGACUUUAACUUACGCCACAUUUAUAGUGGUGCAUCGUCAUAGAACCUCCGCUCUGUGCUUGGAACACUGUGUCAGUGAGAAACGCCUCGGGUCGCUCUGUGGGCAGAUAAGAGGAGGCGUAACGAGUUCGGUGUUUAUAGCCAUGGCUGCUCUAGUUCAGGUCCACUAUCUCCUCACUAAAUCCUCCCGACCCUGGCAAUGUUCUGCGGGAAGAAAAAUGAGAAAGAUUGGUCUAAAUUAGGGGCUGUUUUAGCACAAUUUAUUCACCCGGCACUAGUCACGUAAACAAAGCCAUCGAAGGGGAUACUGCAGCUUUGUUCACGCCUGUAAUUUGGGGCAAUCUUUCUUUGAUUCAUACCCUCUUUGCAACAGGAAAAAAACUUUCUACCCUUGUAUCACGUGCAAUAAGUACUAAUGAAGCAUUAACCCAACCUCGGACUUAAACGUUCAUAUCCUUUUGCAGUCCCCGCUGAUCAGGUGCUCGCACUGUACCUGCCAGCGUUACCGCUAAGAAAUAACCCCCCUUAGGGCCCGCCCCGACGACUGCGUGUGGCAGUUGCAUUCUCUGAGGUGGUUUUUUUUCCUUUCUCUCCUUCGCGCUAGAAGACACCUUGGGACACGAACGGGGGAAGCUGGCCGAGACCACCCCGAGCACUUCUGCUCCUGCACGAGUACGUGUGUAGAUAGCCAGGCGUGUUGUCACUUGCUACACCGGGUGCUCCUGUCGACCUUUCUGUAGUACCUUGUUCAUGAAACUAAUACGUUCUUUAUGAAGUGAAUAAACUAAAGCUAAUCAUUUAACAGUGCUGGGACUGCCCUUUGCAAUCUUGUUCUACAGUUCACAUACGAGUUUAGUUAUAACCAUGUAUUAGUCAUCCUUAUUUUAUUUAUGAAAGCUGUUUAUACAGAAAAACUGUUGAAGUUUUACCAAUAUCUUAAUAAAACAGUAAUUUAAACCACA